This is a messenger RNA of Elephantulus edwardii (Cape elephant shrew), 1422 nucleotides long. It is a transcript of the gene METAP2, whose product is annotated as methionyl aminopeptidase 2. Lineage: Eukaryota; Metazoa; Chordata; Mammalia; Macroscelidea; Macroscelididae. Bases 1 to 1422 code for a protein of 473 amino acids. Gene Ontology annotation, biological process: proteolysis. Gene Ontology annotation, molecular function: metalloaminopeptidase activity. The transcript is spliced from 11 exons. The record is from RefSeq and is a predicted model, not a curated record.
AUGGCGGGCGUGGCGGAGGCAGCGACCUCCGGGAGCCACCUGAAUGGCGACUUGGACCCAGACGACAGGGAAGAGGGAGCUGCCUCUACGAAUGAGGAGGCGGCCAAGAAAAAAAGACGGAAGAAGAAGAAGAGUAAAGCAGGGCAACAAGAAACUGAUAAAGAAUCAGCUUCAUUUGAUGAGGUAACAAAACAAUUGGAAAAACAAGCAUUGGAAGAGAAAGAAAGAGAUGAUGAUGAUGAAGAUGGAGAUGGUGAUGGAGAUGGGGCAGCUGGAAAGAAGAAGAAAAAGAAGAAGAAGAAGAAAGGACCAAAAGUUCAAACAGACCCUCCCUCAGUUCCAAUAUGUGACCUGUUUCCUAGUGGUGUGUUUCCCAAAGGACAAGAGUGCGAGUACCCACCCACACAAGAUGGGCGAACAGCUACUUGGAGGACUACAAAUGAAGAAAAGAAAGCGCUGGAUCAAGCUAGUGAAGAGGUUUGGAAUGAUUUUCGAGAAGCUGCAGAAGCACAUCGACAAGUUAGAAAAUAUGUUAUGAGCUGGAUCAAGCCUGGGAUGACAAUGAUAGAAAUCUGUGAAAAGUUAGAAGAUUGUUCACGCAAGCUAAUAAAAGAGAAUGGCUUAAAUGCAGGUCUGGCAUUUCCUACUGGGUGUUCUCUUAAUAACUGUGCUGCCCAUUACACUCCCAAUGCUGGUGACACGACAGUAUUGCAGUAUGAUGACAUCUGUAAGGUGGACUUUGGAACACAUAUAAAUGGUAGGAUUAUUGACUGUGCUUUUACUGUCACUUUUAAUCCCAAAUAUGAUAUGUUAUUAAAAGCUGUAAAAGAUGCCACCAACACUGGAAUAAAGUGUGCUGGAAUUGAUGUCCGUCUGUGUGAUGUUGGUGAGGCUAUCCAAGAAGUUAUGGAAUCAUAUGAAGUUGAAAUAGAUGGGAAGACAUAUCAAGUGAAACCAAUCCGUAAUCUAAAUGGACAUUCAAUUGGGCCAUAUAGAAUACAUGCUGGCAAAACAGUGCCCAUUGUGAAAGGAGGAGAGGCAACAAGAAUGGAGGAAGGAGAAGUGUAUGCUAUUGAAACCUUUGGUAGUACAGGAAAAGGUGUGGUCCAUGACGAUAUGGAAUGCUCCCAUUACAUGAAAAAUUUUGAUGUUGGACAUGUACCAAUAAGGCUUCCAAGAUCAAAACACUUGUUAAAUGUCAUCAAUGAAAACUUUGGUACCCUCGCCUUCUGCCGCAGAUGGUUGGAUCGCUUGGGAGAAAGUAAAUACUUGAUGGCUCUGAAGAAUCUGUGUGACUUGGGCAUUAUAGACCCAUAUCCACCAUUAUGUGACAUUAAAGGAUCAUACACAGCACAAUUUGAACAUACCAUACUGUUGCGUCCAACAUGUAAAGAAGUUGUCAGCAGAGGAGAUGAUUAUUAA